GAUAAGUUUCCCAUCACUAUUACUAACUCACAGCUUUCUCGAACGUGAAAGACGUGUGUUCAAUUGAGUGGAGUUAAAUUUAUUAAACUUUAAUUAAGGAAUAGAUGUUUGAACAUUUGAAUUUUGUUAGUUAUAAGUGUUUUUUGUAGUGUAAACCGCUAAGUUGAUUGAUCUUAUUUAUUUCUCAACACUCGUUGGUGAGAUAUUCGUGGCCAUGGGUGCCUCGUACCCCGAGCGAGAACUGAUGCUUUACGAUCGUUCUCUUUUGGUGGGUUUGGAUUUCUCAGUAUCACCAGCGAACUUCAAUCCACCAAUUACGGCAACUCAUCCUGGGGAAUCAUGGUUGCUUAUUCGACCAUUGCAAACCGGAGAUUACAACCGGGGAUUUCUGCAAAUUCUGUCACAGCUAACCACAGUCGGAGAUGUGACGCUUGUUCAAUUUUUGAAUAGAUUCGCUCAAAUGCGAGCAAGCGGAGAUUAUUUUGUGACAGUAAUCGUUGAUACUCGUUAUGACAAGAUAAUCGGAAGUGCAACUCUAGUACUGGAGAACAAGUUCAUCCAUGGAUGUUCAGUUCGAGGGAGACUUGAAGAUGUUGUUGUAGAUGAUACAUACCGUGGUAAACAACUAGGAAAACUGAUUGUUGUAACGGUUUCGUUGCUCGCUCAACGUCUUGGUUGCUAUAAGAUGUCAUUGGACUGCAAGGACAAACUUGUUCCUUUCUAUAAAUCUAUUGGUUACACACUGGAACCAGGCAACGCAAACACGAUGAACAUUCGCUACGAGCAACAUAAUUCAGUAGAAGCAAAUCGUACUUCCAAUGAUGUGCCACCUGACCUCCAGCCAUCUUGACAAUCAGCCGCCGGUGUUGCUAUUAAAAAAUCCAAACUAUGAAUCAUUGCUUUACAAUUGGUGAACGAUAAACAGAAAAGCACCAUCCUUUUUUCUGUUUGAGGUGAUAGAAAGCCUCUAUUAGUUGUGCUAAACGCUUUCGCUUUGAUAAGCCUAAAGAUGAACAGCACCAGCACACAGCAAUGGAUGUUAAUAAACCUUUCUCGAAAGAACCGACUAAUAAAUACCCUGACAGAAGGUUGCAUAAUGGUCUUGCGAAUAUCAUAAACUUUAUAUUAAAUAGUUUACUUCGAAAAAUCUUUUAUUUUUGCAAUUUUACAUAACACUGAGCUAGCGAAACAAAAAAAUGCUAUUGAGAAAGGUUCAUUAGCACAAAAUAAAUUGGAUUUUUGUUAAAUAUGGCAGCAUCUGGCACAUCACUGAGUCACUGCAUAAUUUUUAUUGUACAUUUUUUAGAAAUAUUUUAGUUAUUGGUGCAUGGUUUUUUUUAUAUUAAGCAAAGAUUGUACAUUCGGAAAGUCAGUGAAAAUAAAACAAAAGCUUGUUCGAAUAUGAUCA
Wyeomyia smithii (pitcher-plant mosquito) is the source of this 1408-nucleotide messenger RNA. It is a transcript of the gene Gnpnat, whose product is annotated as probable glucosamine 6-phosphate N-acetyltransferase. Gene Ontology annotation, biological process: UDP-N-acetylglucosamine biosynthetic process. Gene Ontology annotation, molecular function: glucosamine 6-phosphate N-acetyltransferase activity; monosaccharide binding. The transcript has 5 exons. Gene Ontology annotation, cellular component: Golgi apparatus; endoplasmic reticulum; endoplasmic reticulum-Golgi intermediate compartment. The coding region runs from base 215 to 850 and encodes 211 amino acids. The record is from RefSeq and is a predicted model, not a curated record. Lineage: Eukaryota; Metazoa; Arthropoda; Insecta; Diptera; Culicidae.